Messenger RNA from Austrofundulus limnaeus, 2401 nucleotides. It is a transcript of the gene tpd52l1, whose product is annotated as tpd52 like 1. NCBI's taxonomy places the organism in Eukaryota, Metazoa, Chordata, Actinopteri, Cyprinodontiformes, Rivulidae. The record is from RefSeq and is a predicted model, not a curated record. The transcript is spliced from 10 exons. Gene Ontology annotation, cellular component: cytoplasm. Gene Ontology annotation, biological process: positive regulation of apoptotic signaling pathway; positive regulation of MAP kinase activity. The coding region runs from base 138 to 836 and encodes 232 amino acids.
CUGGUGAGGAAUCGGUUGGACGGAGCUCACAUGAGGAGGACUUGGCUCCGUUGGUCUUAAAUGGGGAAACCCGGACAGGUGGGGGUAGAACCUCAUCUCGAGGGGAGGACCAGUGGGUCCACUCUGACAACUGGGUUAUGUCCUCCGCUUGGGACAUGCAGCCGGACGGCUCAGAAAGAGGACGCCUCACUGCAGGCUUUAUGGACUCUGAGCCAUUAAAAGAGGCUGAUGAAGAUUUGGUGUCAGAAGUCAGCCUAAACAACUCCGUCAUGACGGAGGAAGAGAGAGACGAGAUCCAACAGGAGCUAGCCAAACUUGAAGAGGAGAUCAGCACCUUGAAACAGGUUUUAUCGUCCAAAGAGAAGCAGCACGCAGAGCUGAAACAGAAGCUGGGCAUCACUCCGUUUAGCGAGCUCAAAACAAACUUCAGUAGAGGCUGGCAGGACAUGCAGAGCUUCAUGGCAUACAAGAAGACAUCAGAGACGUUCUCCACAGCCGGACAGAAAACUUCAGCUGCCUUCAGUAACCUCGGCAGCGCCAUCACCAGGAAGAUCGGUGACAUGAGUGUGGCUGGUCUAGAGUUACUGUUUCCACGCAGGUCCAACUCUAUAGGUUACUCUGUCAGACACUCGAUGAGCAUGCCAACCAUGAGAAACUCUCCCAGCUUCAAAUCUUUUGAGGAAAAAGUUGAAAAUACAGUUUCCACUAUCAAGACUAAAGUCGGUGGUCCAGGGACCGGUGGCAGCUUCGAGGACGUCCUCUCGUCUGCAGCCAACGCAAGCUCCCAGGACACGCCCACUAACAACCUGACGGACAGCCCCGAGGGCCAGUGUUAGAGCCACACUGAGGCGGGACUUUAAAGCAAGAAACUCACAACACUUUGUUGUUUCUGCUGAAAUUUCUGACCGAAGUUGCACACCAUGUUUUUUAACCCGCGUGCAGACAAUCUCGUUAAAAUUUCCCUCGCUCCUUUCAUGAAUGUUCCCGUGAUCCGGUUUGAUUCAGCUUGGUGAGCUUUUAUUUUGGAAAGCUCAACAGAUCGCGAGCUUUAAUGAAUCUCACAGGAGACCUGAUAAAUAAAACAAGUUGUUGGUGGAUUUGAAAGCAAAGACAAAAGCUCCCAUCUUCGUUACACCAGUUAUUCUGACAAACCGAUUUUCUGCCUGUACUUCCACGGGUUUAAAUGUAUCAAUUUGUGACGAUUUUCCUCAUAUCUCGCGAGAAAAAAACUCAUUACAGCUGAAGAAUUCUUAAAUCUCAGAGGUUAUUUAUUCCUCUUCCUAUUUAUUUUAGAUACAGCUGUGUUGAAGGGCUUUAAAACUAAUUUUUYACACAAAAACACAAACAUUCCAGGAAAUGUGUGACUUUUAAAAAACAAAACGCUUGAAGAAGCUUUUAACCACUACCAAUUGUUGCACAACACAGGAGAUAAUGUUACUUUUUAAAAAAAGUUGCUGUUUUGGCCCAAUAUCUGGCAUUAUUCAGUUUAUCGUGUUUAUUUUAACAGAUUUCCUGCAGCUGAGACCGUUAGGAUUGUUUAAAGCAUCUUUAACUUCGCGUGUGAAUGAGCUGCUCUACAGAAAACAUGAAAAAGUUUAUAUAUUUUCUGAUUCUUAGUUGCAAAAUGGCAACUAGAAUCAUCUUUUCAAAGAAAUACGAUUUAACAUCUCAGUUUGUCAUUUAAAAUAAUCUCCUUGCUUUGCCAUCGCAGUCAUAUCUGUUCUGUAACCAGUAUUUUUAUUUUCUUUUUCUGCACUACAGUUAUUUAUCAAGAUUCAAGCACUAAAAUAAAAAUCUUAAACACCUAAAAACACUGAGGCAACAUGUUCUGAUUAUAUCAUGUUUAGAUGAAUUAAAGAAAAAGAAGUACAUCUAUAUGAUAUUUUUAGGACUGGUGUGUAAAUAUUAACCAAACUUGAUGCACUCGUUUUAUACAAGAUAGACUGAAAUAUAAUCCUAAAUGUUCUGGAGCGUUAUUCUGAGCACGAUGAUGAUUUUGAACAGAAAAGCCUGGAAUUUGUGCUACUUUCCCUGCGCUAGUGAAGCUAUUUUCAAAACUAGCUGGGAAAUCCUGGUAUGUAUGGUUUAAGGUUUUCUUUUUCAAAUAAAUAAAUAAAUGGAUUCAAACCCAUUUUAUCAACACGAAGCCUAAAAAGUCAAGAAUUUUGGAAAAUGUGCUUCGUUUAGUUUUUGUAUCCCUGCUUUUGAUGUGAUGAGAUGUCGUGUCCGAGUUUGAUUCUGCAGCAGGAUCAGAAAAUAACUUGUUAAAGGAAAUUAGUACGGCACUGCAACGUUUUCCCUCCUUUUUAUAUGAUUAUUUCUGUGACGUCAAAUCUACCAGGUAAUAAAGAUCUAUUACCAAAAAUGUAUUUCAUGUGCAAUAAAGCUUGAUGUGUAAAAA